Messenger RNA from Pan troglodytes (chimpanzee), 3796 nucleotides. RefSeq names its product PHD finger protein 13 (gene PHF13). Gene Ontology annotation, molecular function: chromatin binding. Gene Ontology annotation, biological process: mitotic chromosome condensation. The record is from RefSeq and is a predicted model, not a curated record. Gene Ontology annotation, cellular component: nucleus. NCBI's taxonomy places the organism in Eukaryota, Metazoa, Chordata, Mammalia, Primates, Hominidae. The coding region runs from base 536 to 1438 and encodes 300 amino acids. The transcript is spliced from 4 exons.
GCCUCCACACACCGGGGCCGCCGCCGCGGAGCCUCAUGGGGGUUGGAGUCCCCAAGGUUUCCUUUGUGCGCAGUAUUGGCGGGGCCUUGGACUACCACUCCCACAAGGCACCGCGCCCGCCUCCCGCGCCACGCCCCCUCGCCGCUGGCUUCCAGUCGCCACCCAGACUACAUUUCCCGAUAGGCCUCACGGCUCUCCCGCCCUCCCUCCGGAGACACGAGCCGAACUGGGCGUCAGGUCGGGGAGCCGGUCGGGUUCCCGCUCACCGCCGCCGCCGCCGCCCCCUGCAGCCACUCUCCCGCCUCUACCGCCGCGGGAGCUGCAUCGUCCACUCCGCUCGGCGGUGGAACCGCCAGUCCGGGGUCACAGAGCUUGAGAAGCGACGCGCUGAGCCCCCCAUCACCUCCAGCCCGGGCGACCCCUCCCGGGUCCGCCCUCGCCCUGCGCAGCCGCCCGAGCCCCCAGCCCCGGGCGGCCCCGCUCCAGCAUCCCAGCCCCUGCACUCUCGCAGCCGCCGCCGCCCCCCGCCCGGAACAUGGACUCUGACUCUUGCGCCGCCGCCUUCCACCCGGAGGAAUACUCCCCCAGUUGCAAGAGGCGCAGGACCGUGGAAGACUUCAACAAAUUCUGCACCUUUGUCUUGGCUUAUGCUGGCUACAUCCCUUAUCCGAAGGAGGAACUCCCUUUAAGGAGCAGCCCCAGCCCUGCUAACAGCACUGCUGGUACCAUUGACAGCGACGGCUGGGACGCGGGUUUCUCAGACAUCGCGUCCUCAGUGCCCUUGCCAGUCUCUGACCGCUGCUUUAGCCACCUGCAGCCCACUCUCUUGCAGCGAGCCAAGCCCAGUAACUUCCUGCUGGACAGAAAGAAAACGGACAAGCUGAAGAAGAAGAAGAAGAGGAAGCGCAGGGACAGUGAUGCGCCUGGGAAAGAGGGGUACAGGGGGGGCUUGCUGAAGCUGGAAGCCGCUGACCCCUACGUGGAGACCCCCACGAGUCCCACCUUGCAGGAUAUCCCCCAGGCUCCCAGCGACCCCUGCUCGGGCUGGGACUCCGAUACUCCCUCGAGUGGAUCUUGUGCCACUGUGUCACCUGAUCAGGUCAAAGAAAUAAAAACUGAAGGCAAACGGACUAUCGUCCGGCAGGGAAAGCAGGUGGUGUUCCGAGACGAGGACAGCACUGGCAAUGAUGAGGACAUCAUGGUGGACUCAGAUGACGAUUCCUGGGACCUCGUGACCUGCUUCUGCAUGAAGCCAUUUGCCGGCCGCCCCAUGAUCGAGUGUAAUGAGUGCCACACCUGGAUUCACCUGUCCUGUGCGAAAAUCCGGAAAUCCAAUGUUCCAGAAGUGUUUGUCUGCCAAAAGUGCCGGGACUCCAAGUUUGACAUCCGCCGUUCCAACCGCUCGCGGACGGGCUCCCGGAAGCUGUUCCUGGACUGACUGCUGGCUGGCGAGGAGGCUGCGAGCGUGGAAUCGGAAGCGACCGUGGGCUUUUUUGCCCUUCUCUUAGUUGAGCACAGAACCCUCAGCUCUGGUGCGGGCAGAUCCCUGCCAUUUAGGUGCCUAAGCAAAAGGACAGGCUGUCCAAAGUAGAAACUGUACAUAGCCGGUGACCGAAUGCGACCUUUGCCAGCCAGAGCUGCUGCCAGAGCUGCGUUCCCUGCAGUGGAGGUGGACUGGACACCCACGUGCAGCGGGUUUGGCUCAUUUGAAAAUGAGGGUCCGUGGUAGCUGUGCGUUUUGCUAUCAUUGCUAAGAGAUUCCCGCUGAUUGGGCUCAGUGCCAGCUGUUAUUCUGCUUCCACUGUGUUGGGGAGAGGUGUUCGGUUUCCCCAGCCUGUUAAUGAACAGCCAUACGUGUAAGCUUUUUCUUGAGUGUUAAGUCUUUUACCAAAAGUGUCUGUACAGCAGCCAUCCAAGUUGCCCCUACUUAGUGGCUUGCCCUCUGCCUGCCUCAGCUGCUGCCUGACCGGCUGGGGGAGGCACUGGCGGGAGGCCUCGGGCUCCCCUGGAAGGGCGCUGGGCUGGCGGGUCAGCUGGUGGUUCUUAGGUUUCCUUCUGUUUGUUAAAAGGGACAAUGUGGCCACUUCUCUGUGGAAAGGGAGUUGGUUGGGGGGUUGAGGUGGCCCGUGUUCAUAACUCAGUUUCCUGUUUUGCACGAUGUAAAAACCCUGUCUUUUUGCACGAUACAGCCAAAAGUAUAGGCUGAUUUCUUGCUGAGCGCCCUCUUAGUUGGUGUGUGAGGUCUUGGUGGGCCCAGGCCAGCUGUUUGCAAGUGUGGGAACUCAUAGGUUCUGUCCUUGUCUCUUCCUUUCACCUCAUUCUGGUAGCAGCAUAAAGGUUAGGCAAUCACUGGGACCCGCAUGGUGUUCCUCCAAAGAAUAGGGUAAAGGAGAGCUGGGAGGGAGCCCUCUCCGUUGGCGACUCUUGUGUGCCCUUUAGACAGGCUGGCCUGCCGGUUCCACAGGGCACAGUUAGGACUUGAGUCUUUCUUUUUCUGUUUUGAGUUGGUGAGUGAGUGAUAGGGUAACAUGGGCCUUCAGGAUGACCCCUUGGAACUGUGCCGAGUUCCUUAAAUCUCAGCUGGGAUCCUGGACCUGGGAGGCCCCUGUGAGGGCCAGCUCUGGAAAAACCUGGGAGUUGAUGCCGGAGGCUGUGGAAGAACUCUGCUCGAGGGCAGGGUGCCCCGGAACACUGGUAGUUCUGGGGCUGGGAGGGAGAGGGGCUCCGGCUUUCUCUGAAAUGAACACUGCUCUUCAGCAGUUCAAGUACUUGUUCUCAAAACAUUUUCUAAUUGAUUGGUAGGUUUUCAUAAGCAUUGUUUCUUUAAGGCAUGGAAAGGGAAGAAUGCUCAAGCAAGUCAUGUUUGUUUUCAGCGGGAUGGGCCCGCGUUCUCCCUGCUGGGGGCUUCCCCUUCAUGUGGCACCUUUGUGCCAGGCCACCAGGCAGACUCUUCCCACCUUCUCCCACUGAAGCACCAAGGGGCUUGAACCGUAAUUUGGCUAAUCAGAGGCAUUUUUUUUUGUCCUAGUAUCUUUCACACUUGUCCAACCGUCUUAUUUUUUAAAAGUUCUGUUGCUUGUAUUAACACGAAACUAGAGAGAAAUAGUUUCUGAAGCCAGUUUAUUGUGAAGAUCCCCAAGGGGGAGGUUCAGUAGAGAAAAAUAGUAAGCCGGUUUAGAAACUGACGAGGGCAAACAGCCAGGACGCAUUGGAGAGGAAUUUGCCAAAGAUCUACCCUGAGAUAACGCCUGUCCAGUGUCUUCACCACAUGAAUAACCAGCGCUCCAAAGUGUUUUUCUGCUUUGAAAAAAAAAAUUCCACAAGCUUUUAAAGGUGCAUUUAAGAAUCCAUGUGACUUUAGAAUGGAACUGCCGGCCCUGGCAACUGUCACGUGUGCUAGAAGGUUCGAUGCCUCUGGAAUGCAUGUGAUACUCAUCUCCAUUUUGUUUCCUUGAUUGCAUUUUUGUUCUUUUAGCAGAUCUGUCCAUGUGGGUGGUGUCUAAGAAGUCGGACACCUUGGUUUUUGUGUUAGAUUGAGCUGGGCAGCUGCAAUCAGCUUCUUUAUAUGCAAAUUAGGCACGACCCAUCUGGGGUUCCUGGUUGGUGGCUAAUGAAGUGAGGGGAGGGAGGGAUGUCACCCCAAAGGUAGGCCCUCCCAUCGGCUUUGGCCAGGCCAGACACUUCACAUCGUUUACAUGGUUCUGUGUAAUUUUAAAGUUUAUGUGUAUAAAGCGAAGCUGUUUCUGUGAAACUGUAUAUUUUGUAAAUAAAUAUAUUGCUACUUUGAGGUUCAUGA